Messenger RNA from Trichomonas vaginalis G3, 3414 nucleotides. Its product is annotated as TOR signaling. Bases 1 to 3414 code for a protein of 1137 amino acids. Gene Ontology annotation, molecular function: protein binding; protein-macromolecule adaptor activity. The record is from RefSeq and is a predicted model, not a curated record. Gene Ontology annotation, cellular component: TORC1 complex; cytoplasm. Lineage: Eukaryota; Parabasalia; Trichomonadida; Trichomonadidae. Gene Ontology annotation, biological process: cellular response to amino acid stimulus; positive regulation of cell growth; TOR signaling. The transcript has a single exon.
AUGGAAGGGUUACAAAAAGAAAAGAAACAAAUUUCAUUUUAUAGUACUCGUGAUAACUUCGUUGGCAGUACCUAUUCAUCAUAUUCUGAAGAAGAAGAUUGUGAUAACGUUAAUUAUUACCAACAUCUGAACAAUAUUUCCAAGAAAUUCAUCGAAAUAGACUUUGAAAAUACUGAAUCAUCUAAUCUUCCUUCACUAACUGAUGCGGAUGUCGAUUUUAAAUACCAAAAUCGUCGAAAUUUUGAACAAAAAAUGAAUAUAUCCUCACACAUAGAAUGCAUAUUUGGAAUAUAUGCAGACAAAACAAAUAGUCAGACAGCAAAUCCUUUAAUUCCACAAAUAAUCAUGUGGAAAAACAUUCAUGAGCUUUCAGACGUUGAUUAUCGUAAUCAAUUAGUAGCCUAUAUACGAAGUGAGAUUAAAAAGAUUUCAAAAACACGCGAUAGUUUAAAUGUUGGUUUAUCUUUUAAAAAACUACAAGAGAGAUUUAACGUCAGACGUGAUGUUCCUGAUGGGCGCAUUCUUUUACAUUUCUUAGGCUAUAAUCAUCCAAAAAUUGAAGAAAACAAAUUUUAUUUGCCAAAUGAAAACAAACCAAUUCCAACAUCUCUAUUAUUCGAUGCUGUUCAAUGUCCAUCCAUAUUCAUGUUCGACUGCAAUAAUGCUGCCGUUGUUUUAAAAAGUUUGGAAAGUUAUGCAAAUUCUAAGCAGCAAGACCAAACAAGGCAACAAGUACCACAAAGGAAGCCAAUUGAUUGGACAGACUGGUUUGCUUUCUGUGUUACAGACAUUUCGGAAGAGAUUCCUGUUGAAUUACAUUUACCUCAUGAUUUCUUGACGAGUUGUGUAUUCACACCUGUCGAAAUAUCUUUAACAUGCCACAUACUCCAGAAUUUCCGUAAUUCCCAUGUCGGACCUUGUUUUCCUAUCGAUGAAACAAUUCAAAAAUUGUUAGACAAAAAACGUGACAAAAUUAUGAGAACUGUUUUAGCGAUUAGUGAUGCAAUAGCUGCGGCAUCUCUUCCUGAGGAAUUGUACGACAAACUCAUAAGAAAAGAUCCGCUUUUAAAAAGAAUUACAGAAGGUUUUUUGUUGAGUCAAUUUUUACUCAAAAAUUACCAAAUUCAUCCACAAAGCUAUCCAAUGAUCAAGGACUGCUCGAGCCAUAGAUUGUGGCAGAACUUGAAGUCUGAACUGAAUUCUGUAAUUUAUUCAUCAAUGUCACCUUUUCAGGAUUUACAAAUCACUUCAAUUUUCAAAAUGGCGAUUGACACUGUCAGAAACAACAAAUUUGCACAUUACAAGCCAGAAUACUACUCAUUAAUACUUAAUUCCAUUGGCACCGAGUACACUGUUGAAGCAUUCACCAUUUUGUCUGAAUUCGCAAGUUUCGAUGAAGAAAGAAGAAAAGUUUUGUCAAGAAAUGCCAAUUUUUCAGCGGUUUUUAACCUUACUUUGAAUACUGAUCCAUUUUCUCCAUCAUUUCAUUCUCUUUUGUAUUUAGUUUGUUGUUUAAUUGAAGAAGAACCAGCUUCUAUGUACGAAUUACCAAUGUCACAAGAUUUUGAAACAUUAAUUAAUUUGAUGUCAAAUGAAAAAUUGAAUUCUGAUACGAAAACAUUGAUUUGUGUUUUGUUGACGUCAUUGAGCUAUUCAAUGAACGCGAACAUACAAAGAUUCAUGACAAUAGAAAACGUGAGAGACCAAAUAAUCUUGAAUCUUAAUGAUAAACCAAGAUUUACAAGUUGGUUGUUACUUUUGGCGAAAAAAUUUUAUGAUACACCGAAUGUUUCCAAAAGAUCCUUUAUUUCUAAGGGAUAUCAUGCGAGAAUUGCCUUCUAUAUUCUCCACAAGAGUUAUGAAGUAAGAGCAGCUUUGUUCCCUCUUUUGGAAAGCUUUUUAGGUGUUGAUGAUUCUGUUGAUUGCCAAAUCUUUUUGAUGUUGAUGUUUUCGCUUUUCGAUUGCUCUCCUUUAGUAAGAUAUUCUUACGUGACAUUCCUCGAGAAGUUCAUUGAGUCAAAAAAGAAAAAUCUUCCAACGAGAGCAACUUUGAAAAUGUCGGAAAGUUACAACAAAAUUGCAGGCGAAUGGACAUUGAACAACAAAGAAAUUGAUAUGUCAAAGAUGAUCACAAACAGGGAGUUUAUGAUGAAUAUCAUUGAUAGAAUCGCAGAAAGUCCGGAAACAUUAAGGAAAUGCGUUGAAAUCGCUUUGUUUUCGAUAUCUUUGCUUGCUGAAGAUCCAAAUAAAUCUGUACAAGAGUUUGCAUUCGAUUUGGACAAGAAUUUAAACAGAUACACAGUGAAUGAAGACAUGUACACGUAUUCUAGUGUUUCACCAAGUGAUUCAGCAUUGGAAACACUCGAAAUCAAGUCAAGCUACAAUCCAUCAAUUUUCAAUUAUAAUGAUAGCUGUUCGGAUUUGUUGUACAGAAUAUUUUUGAGACAAGUCAUUGAAUCAAAAAUGUAUAAACCAUUGAAUUCUUCCUCUCAAAAUUCAAUGACAUGUUUACCACCAGCUCAUUUAAACUAUAUAGGAAAAACUACAGCUGUUAAGACUAACAACGGACUUGAUCUCAGUGAAUCUUAUCCAACAUCGAUUGUUUAUGACAAACAAAGUCGAGAAUAUUUAGUUUGCAACAAACUCGGCAAUGUUUUGUUCAAAAACAAGAAAAUCAAUGUGAAUAACUUGUCUUCAAUUGAAAUUGCUGACUGGCACGAACCAAUUGUCAUUGCAGGAACAUCAGAUGGAUGUGUGACAAUUUGGAAUCCGAAGAAUUAUAAUUAUACGGAUCGUUUUAGAGCUGAUUUGGUCAGAAGUAACCAAAACUUGGUUGUUUGUCCAUUCAAUUCCAAACCAAACUUGUUGACAAGUCGCGGAAUUGGUGGUGUAAUAAGAAUGUGGGAUAUCGAAGCAAUGAGAUUCGCUGGAGAAUGGGCUUUUGGUGGUGAUUCACCAGUUAAUUCUAUCUGUUUAUCACCAACUAAUUCGAAUUUGGCAGUUGUCUGUCAUCAACAAGAUUUAGUGCAAAUUGUUGAUAUAAGACAACCAGAGAAAGUCAAUUCUUUCUCAUUGGAUGGAACAAUACUUAGCGUCCACUCCAAUUUGUGCAAUAAUUGCGCGUAUUUGGCUGCAACAAGAGAAGGACAGAUUUUCAAAUUUAAUGAAAGUUCGAACUGCAAUUGCAUAAUGGACAUGCAGUCGGAAAUACUCAGUUUUACUGCUUCACAAACUACUCCUAUCAUUGCAGUUGCAUGUUCUGGAAUGCAGGGAGUUGUUGCGAAUUUGGAAGGCAAUGUAAUGCAUAAUCUGCCUGAAAUAGCAAAUUGUUGCGCUGCUCAUCAGAAUUUACCUCUUAUUUCCUUUGGAACACAAGAUGGUUGUAUCGUUGAAUAUCAAAUUAGUAUGUCAUAG